AUGGAAGGGAAGAUACAGUCUGGGGUUGCUGGCAGGUACCUUGCCCUUUUAGGCAAUGGAAGGGCUAAAGCCCUAAACCCUAAACCCUCGUUUCUCGCUAACGCACUUGAGCCUCAUCCAACCGAAACUUUCAAUGGCCGGGACUUGACAUUUCAACGACAUCGACGACGACAGUCUUCCGCACCACCCAUCACCAACACCCCGUCGUCAACGAUCGAGAUGGCGAAGGAACGCUCCGGUAUCAUCCUCGGCUUGAACAAAGGCCAUAAAACCACUGCCAACACUACCAAGCCCCGAAUCUCACGGACAAAGGGCCAUCUUUCCCGCCGCACUAAGUUCGUCCGUGAUAUCAUCAAGGAAGUCGCCGGUCUUGCCCCAUAUGAGCGCCGUGUCGUUGAACUGCUGAGAAACGCCCAAGACAAGCGAGCACGGAAGCUCGCGAAGAAGCGGCUCGGGACCUUCGGUCGCGCCAAGAGAAAGGUGGACGAGAUGCAAGAAGUUAUCGCCGAGGCCAAGAGAGCCGGCCACUAA
Paracoccidioides lutzii Pb01 is the source of this 531-nucleotide messenger RNA. RefSeq names its product 60S ribosomal protein L36. Bases 1 to 531 code for a protein of 176 amino acids. Gene Ontology annotation, cellular component: ribosome; cytosolic large ribosomal subunit. The record is from RefSeq and is a predicted model, not a curated record. Gene Ontology annotation, molecular function: structural constituent of ribosome. The transcript is spliced from 3 exons. Gene Ontology annotation, biological process: cytoplasmic translation.